This is a messenger RNA of Dovyalis caffra, 207 nucleotides long. The record is from the annotation of a GenBank genome assembly. NCBI's taxonomy places the organism in Eukaryota, Viridiplantae, Streptophyta, Magnoliopsida, Malpighiales, Salicaceae.
AUGGUGGCAGAGUGGGGACCUCGCCACCUCUGCCGAGCUAUACAGAGCCCUCCGCGGUGUUUCUGGGAAGGCCCAAGUUGCCUUGACCCAGUUUUGAAAGAAGAGAGAAGCUCUGAAAGCUGUAAGAACAUCCCGUCAAUGACUAAUACCUCCCCUGCGAGAUACAGAGCCAUCCGCGGUGUUUCUGGGAAGACCCAAGGUGACUAG